Drosophila grimshawi is the source of this 1307-nucleotide messenger RNA. It is a transcript of the gene Gbeta76C, whose product is annotated as guanine nucleotide-binding protein subunit beta-2. Gene Ontology annotation, cellular component: cytoplasm; heterotrimeric G-protein complex. Gene Ontology annotation, molecular function: protein binding; signaling receptor complex adaptor activity. Bases 112 to 1155 code for a protein of 347 amino acids. The transcript is spliced from 6 exons. Gene Ontology annotation, biological process: G protein-coupled receptor signaling pathway. NCBI's taxonomy places the organism in Eukaryota, Metazoa, Arthropoda, Insecta, Diptera, Drosophilidae. The record is from RefSeq and is a predicted model, not a curated record.
AAGUUCAAUAUUUAUGUCGACAUUAGUUUGUCUCACGACGCGUUCUUGUCUGGUCUUGUGCGCUCCAACGGUUUUUUUGUUUUCGGAAUUUGAAAAAUUUAAUGCUUAAUCAUGCCGCCGAAAAUUGAUCCAGAAACCCAAAGCCUCUACGAUGAGAUCAAUGGCAUGAUACAAAAGUUUAAGGAUGAUCAAAAAGCGAAGGCAGACUGCACACUGGCCGACAAAUGCGGCGACAUGGGCGAUGUGUCCAAGAUACGCUUCUCAUCGAAAAAGACUUUGAAGGGUCACAUCAAUAAGGUGAAUUCAGUUCAUUUUGCUGGCGAUUCACGUCACUGUGUGACCGGGUCACUGGAUGGCAAACUGAUCAUCUGGGACACCUGGACGGCCAACAAGGUGCAGAUUAUACCAUUGCGAUCCGCUUGGGUGAUGACCGUUGCCUUCUCGCCGUCGGGCAACUUUGUUGCAUGCGGUGGCAUGGACAAUCAGUGCACCGUCUACGAUGUGAACAAUCGCGAUGCAUCCGGAGUGGCCAAAAUGGUGCGCGAACUAAUUGGCUAUGAGGGUUUUCUCAGCUCAUGCCGUUUUCUCGAUGAUGGCCAUUUGAUAACCGGCUCGGGCGAUAUGAAAAUCUGUCACUGGGAUUUGGAGAAGGGCGUCAAGACGAUGGACUUUAAUGGACAUGCUGGCGAUAUUGCCGGUCUCUCAUUGUCGCCCGAUAUGAAAACGUAUAUAACCGGAUCCGUGGACAAAACUGCCAAAUUGUGGGAUGUACGCGAGCAGGGCCACAAGCAAAUGUUCUUCGGACACGAUAUGGAUGUAUCCUCUGUUUGUUAUCAUCCAAGCGGGUUUGGCUUCGCCUCCUGUUCGGAGGAUCAAACGGCACGCAUGUACGACUUGCGUGCGGAUCAACAAAUCGGACUCUACGAGCCGCCACAAAAAAAUACGGGCUUCACUUCGUGCGCCUUAUCGACCAGCGGUCGCUACUUAAUGUGCGGCGGCAUUGAGGGCAACGUGCACUCGUGGGACACAGCGAAGCAGAAGCAUACGGGCACGCUGUCUGGUCAUGAGAAUCGUGUAACUUGCAUCAGCCUGUGCCCCAAUGGCAUGUGUCUAGCCACGACCAGUUGGGAUCAGCAAGUGCGUUUGUGGCUCUAAUCGCACCACGCACUACGCUUUCUACUCUCUACACUCUUCACACUUGGUUCAAUAUACGUAGUCUAAUUGCAUAAUUUAUAGCUUAGUACGCUGAAUUAACAUUGACAUGAUAUUGCAAAUAAACUGCUUGAGGAAGCAUCACAAAAACUGAA